AUAUAUACAUACGUAUAUACGUAUGAACGAUCAUUCUGCAUUACGAGUUGAAAGUAAUCGGCUCGCAGUAGCUAGUAACGAUACGGUCUGUUUCAAAUGUUGACAUAUUCCAUAUAAGAAUAGCGAGCGAACGAGAUAGAAAGAGAGAGAGAGAAAGAGAGAGAGAGAGAGAGAGAGAGAGAGAGAGAGAGAGAGAGAGAGAGAGAGAGAGAGAGGGAGAAGGAGAGAGGGAGGGAGAGAGAGAGAGAGAGAUAAGAUAAAAUUAUUAAUUGGAAAAAAUUCAAAUCCAAUUGAUCGAGGAUUCAACGAUUGAAAUUGAUAUUCGUGGAAAAUAAAAGAUCGUAAAUUUUUAAGUGAAAUCGAUAAAAGACACGUGAUAAGUGCGAGUAAAGUCGAGGAUCUAAUAUUCAUCGAUACAAAAACCGAAACUCUCUCUCUCUCUCUCUCUUUUUCUCUCUCUAUAUCUCUAUCUCUGUCUCUGUCUCGUUACGGUCAUUUCUACAUAUCUCGAGUUGAGAAACUCGGGGAAGUACCAACGUGUGUUGUGUCGAUAUCACGUGAAUCCAAGGAUCGACGAACGAGCGUGUCGACAAGCCGCUUUAACAGAAGAUCGAUCGAUUGCCGGAACGAGAACCUUUGUCUUUAUAAAAUCAUGAAGGGGUUUUGAAAGUGGAAAGAGUGGGGAGGGGGAGGGGAGUAACGAUAAUAAGUAUAUAACCGAACGUCGACGAUGUCGGACAGAGAUCGUUGAAAGAAUUGAAAGUAUUCGGAUCGAGUGUAAAAAUUUAAAAGCCUAAGUGCCUAUCGUAUUAUAUUGAAGCUUUUAAUCGAUUUAAUCAUGAACAAUUACGAGAAUAUAAAAUCAUUUAAAUCUAAUCACGUGAUAAUAAAAAAAAGAUCUAAUAUCGUAGUGCCAAUAAAAAGAUCAAAUUGACUUUAUCGAAGAAGACCGGUGAAAUUAUUGAAACGAACGAAUUUUAUAAUUACGAUCGAUUUAAUCAUCGAACGUAAAAUAUUAUUAACGAUUGAUCGUUGACAAUGAAAUUUUUCCUACUUUUGAUUUUGUUUCUUUGAAAAUAUGAUUAAAUCAUUGAUUAAAUAUUAUUAACUACGAAGAUACAAAAGACCAUAAUAAUUAUUGAAAUCAAAUAAAUCUAUGAGAUAAUUAUAUUAAUCCUUUGGAAAUAUGAAGAAGGAUCGAGAAAGUGUUAGAAGAUUGAAAGGCGAUGGUUUAUCCGUGGAAAUGGAUUCGAAUAAUCGGAUACUUGAGGUCACCGGCGAUGGUUGCAAGAUUACAUUAACAAAAAAUUGUGGUAGCGUGCGAGUAGUUGGAGAUGGAUGUCGAGUUAAAGUAACUCAUAAUGUCGGCGAUAUCGUUUAUACUGGAGACGGUGGACGUGUAUUGCUCGGUCCAAAAUCAUCGAAAGAAAAAGUCCAAUAUUUUGGGGAAGGCGGUAAGAUCAGUUUUGAUUCUGAUAAGAAGAAAAUGAAUAUGGAAGGUUCAAAGGGUACGAGGGAUGUCAAGGAAUCGAUCAUUCUAAAGAAUUAUCUUGGUACGGAUAAAGAAAAGAAUAUAGAAAAGAAGGAUCUGAGAAAAGCAAAGGAGGAAAAUUUGGAUUUACAAAAUGAAAAGAAAGAAACGUUUAAUCGUAAUAAGAUAAAAGAUAAUAAUCAAAAGGAAAUGAAAAAUAUAAAAAGCACUACAGUUUUCAUGACUCAAACCAAUCACGAGUCAAAGGAUUAUUUCGAAGUUAACAAAUGGUUCGUUUCGCCGGCUUCGAUUGCUUAUAAAUACGUCGAAAAUGUGCCUACUGUGACGAUACGUGGUGAAAAAAAAACUACGGCCCAUCCUAACAAAUGAUCGACUUAUUAUUUUCUUUCGUUAAUUAAUUCAAUUAUUUAUUUAUUUAUUGGAAAAAAAUAUACAUAUAUAUAUAUAUAUAUAUAUAUUAUUAUUAGAAAUGUUAUUAGAAAACUUCUCAAGAAUAUUGGUUAAAUGCUGAUUCGAUAUUUACGAAUGUGCGAAUCUAUAAAUAGCAUCACAAAAUUAAUGAUAAUUAUGAAGAAGAAUAGACGAUAAUGACUAAUCAUUGAACAUCGAAAUUGAACAGGAUAAAAAAAAAUAAAAAAAAAAAUAAAAAAGCAGACAAAAUAGAAGAACGAAUAGGAAACGAUUCUUUACGUAAUUAGAACCAAUUUAGGAUUGUUACGAAGCAGGAACAAAUUUAUAUGUAAAAUCGUAUUAGAAACCUCACGGUUCUUGUUACAUCUUGCCAAUGGUUUAAUGACAUCAACACGUAAUAAAAAUAAUAAUAAUAACAAUAAUAAUAAUAUAUAUAUAAUAUAUAUAUAUAUAAAAUAUAUAUAUAUAUAUAAAAAAAAUAUAUAUAUAUAGAAAAUUUAUGUAAAGUGAUUGUAUCUCGACGAAAAUAUCGUCGAUUCUUCUUCAAAUGACUGAUUUCUUAUAUACGAACCUACUACCUCACACAUGCAUACACAUACACAUAUACGUACACACACAUGCAAUAUUAAAUUUUAUUCGAAUGUAUCUUAGAUAUAAUUGUGAAUAAGUAAAAAAAAAGUAUUAUUUAACAUAAUUUAUAAUUAUCUUAAAUCUAUUGUACAAACAAGCGCCGUUUUAAUCUAUUGACUGAGUUCCUUUUCGAGUGGAAAUACCUAAAUGAUAUUUUAAUGUAUUCUCUGUGUGAACUUGAAAAAAAGAAAAAAAAAAAAAAAAAAGAAAAAAAGAGAAAGAAGAUUAAUGAUGUAAAAAAAAAAAAAAAAAAAAGAAAAGAAAAGAAGGGACAUCGGAAUGGUUUGCUAAAGAUGCUAUCAAGAGUAUCGUUCUAAUUAAAAUUUUACAACGAUCUAAUGGGUCAAGAUCGAAGCUAAAGAACCAAAGAGAUUUCAGUAAUGAUAAAACGAUUAAUAGUAGUACAUAGUUAAUGUAAAAAAAAAAAAAAAAAAGAAAAAGAAAAA
Messenger RNA from Vespa mandarinia (Asian giant hornet), 2979 nucleotides. RefSeq lists its product as uncharacterized. Lineage: Eukaryota; Metazoa; Arthropoda; Insecta; Hymenoptera; Vespidae. The record is from RefSeq and is a predicted model, not a curated record.